AAAAAAAAAAAAAACGAUCCCUUCCUCUGUUGUCUUCCCCACCACUCUCCUCAGGCGCCCGAGCACCUCCCCGCACUCAACCUCGGAUUCGCGCCGCCGUUUCGGCGCCCCGCCGCCCCGGCGGACCCUGCUCGGCCGGAGCCGGACGUGCCUCACGUGGUUGUGUUGUAUAAACCUGCACUCUGAUGAUACGUGUGGUGACCACAGAGACAGUAAAAUUGGCUUUCUGAAAACAAGAGAUGUUUGUUCCUAAAACAGAUAACCAAUCUGAUCUCGAGGGGCCGCAUAGAAACGCUGGGCCGUGGCUGUGCUCCAUUUGCUCGCAGCAAAAUGAUACGAGCUGUAUGUCCUGUGAGGUAUGCGGCGUUCUUCGGGAUUUGUCACUGUAUUUCAAUAACUCCAAUGAACCUGAAGGUGGAGCUAAACGUAGAAACAAGCAUUCUGGUGUAUCUGUACUGGCAAGAUCUCUUUUCGCACCAUCUGGUCCAAAAUCAAAAGCCGUUGUUUUCUCCGAUGGAUUUCGAGGCAACAAAAACGCAACAGGACAUAUGCAAGCUUCCUUGGGUACUCUGCACAAGACAUACAUGACACAUAAGCAGCGCCAUAACAUAGUGCCUUUCAAGUUUGAUAUACCAUCUCCUGAUGACAUGGUCUCUACAGGCUUAAAAUCGUCCAGACAUUUGCGAAAAGCUGUUCCAUCUGUAGAUAUCCCCGGAAAGAUGGUGAUGGGUGAUGAUGAUCUUGUAGUUGAGAAGGAUACAAGUACAGACCCAAGUUCAUCAGUGAAGUUGGAUGAACUUGGUGGAAAUAGUAGCACUGUUGCCGCCAAUACUCAGAACGAAACUCUUAUUUUGGACAAUGAGCUACAACAUUUGAGUUUAGAGAGGAAGCCAAAAAACAGUAAAACCAAGAUUAAGAAGCCAGUUCCUGUUUCACAAUACAAGCCAGAACCGUGGAUGCUACAGGGCGAAGAUCAAGACAUGCCUAGACAACUAAAUCUUGCUAUUGUUGGUCACGUUGAUUCUGGCAAAUCAACAUUAUGUGGUAGGUUGCUGCAUGCCCUGGGUAGAAUUUCAAAAAAGCAAAUGCAUAAGAAUGAGAAAGAAGCGAAAGAAAAGGGAAAAGGGUCGUUUGCAUAUGCUUGGGCAAUGGACGACAGUGCUGAUGAAAGGGCACGUGGCAUUACGAUGAAUGUCGGUGUAGCAUACUUUGACACCAAAAAUUACCAAGUUGUUAUGCUCGACUCCCCUGGUCACAAGGAUUUCGUUCCUAACAUGAUAUCUGGAGUGACGCAAGCUGAUGCAGCUGUCCUAGUUGUUGAUGCCUCUCUUGGAUCAUUCGAGUCAGGCAUGGGCGUUAAUGGGGUUGGUCAGACAAAGGAGCACUCACAGCUUAUUCGAAGCUUUGGUGUCGAGAACUUGAUAGUUGCUGUCAAUAAGAUGGAUUCAGUGGAAUAUUCGGCAGAACGCUUCAAUUAUGUGAAAUCACAACUUGGCAUUUUUCUCCGAUCUUGUGGCUAUAAAGAGUCAGCGAUAACCUGGGUUCCUUUGAGUGCGAUGGAAAAUGAAAAUCUGGUGACAGCAGCUUCAGAUACUCGUCUCUCAUCAUGGUUUCACGGGACUUGCCUUCUGGAAGCAAUUGACUCGUCAGCACCACCUCCUCGUGAUGUUUCAAGGCCACUACGGCUUCCAAUUUGUGAUGUUAUUUCAUCCCAUGUGCUGGGGCAAGUGGCGGUUUGUGGUAAAGUGGUGUGUGGAGCAAUCGGAAGUGAUUCCAAGGUCCUUGUGAUGCCUUCUGGAGAGCUAGCUACAGUGAAAAUCAUCGAGCGGGACUCCUCUCGUCUCAGCUUGGCAAGAGCCGGCGACAACAUUGCGAUUGGACUGCAAGGGAUCGACCCGAUCCAUGUGAUGUCUGGUGGAGUUCUGUGCCAUCCGGAUUACCCCGUGUCGGUGGCGUCUUCCCUGGAGCUGAAGAUCCUGGUGCUAGACAUCACCGUACCUAUACUGCCCGGCCUUCAGUUUGAGCUCCAUGUGCACCACGCGAAGGUGUCGGCGUCCCUGGUGAGAAUCGUGUCACUGCUGGACCAGAAGACUGGCAAAGCCUCAGCGAAGAAGCCGCGGAUGCUCACCGCUAGACAGGCUGCCAUCAUCGAGGUACGUCGCGUUACAUGUGCGCCCUUACAGCAGAUGAGUCUGAAUGAGUGCCUGGUGAUCGUCUGUGGUGCCUGUUUUGUCCAGGUGAAGCUGGAGAGGGAGGUGUGCGUGGAGGAGUUCGCGACCCUCAAGGCCCUGGGCCGGGCGUUCCUGCGGUCGCAGGGGAGCACCGUCGCGGUUGGCGUCGUGCAGGUACAGGGGGAGCGAGCAGAGCAGGCUUCUUAGGGCGCGUUGGUUAGGUCCAUCCUGUAGGAGCAGAGUUGUAUAGACAGACAGACACUCGUCGUCAGGUCAGGGGUGCGUGAACCUGAACGUUUUUGGCGGACCGGACCAGUUUACUUGGCUGGAGGAUCUGGUCGAACUCGAAGCAGCGGCACCCACUCGCUCACUGUUCGCGCACUGCCGCUCCCCGUGCGCGUGGACGGCGGCGGAUUUAUGGGCGCCACGCGCGGGAGGUGACCCUCGCCCGACGGGCCGGCGCCGUGACCCGUGCGGUCUGCUUUUGGGUCGGUGCCUCUGCCGGACGCGGCCGUGCGGUGCGGCCGGCGGAGGUGGUGGUUGGCGCGUCGAGUUCUGGGGAAUCCGAUGUGCAUCCGGAACAGGAGGCGUCCGCGUCUCAUGUGCCUGUAGACAGACACUCAUGAGUGAUGAGGGGAUUCCUCCUGUUGCUGUUGGGUUGGGCGUUGGCGCUGCUGCCGCGUCCGCAUCUCCUGUAGGCAGUCACUGAUGAAUUCCUCCUGUUCCUGUUGGGCGUGGACCGCGUGGCAGCUCGCGCGUAGCAAGCACGAACUUCUGAGUUGUGACUGCUGAACGGUUAAGCGCUGGCCUGAGGAUAUUUCUGCUUGUGAGAGGGCCAUAGCUCACAUGGGUCUUCACGACGACACAUGCGUCCACCAUUAUGCAGCCGAGCUUAGCUGCUAGUACAUUCAUAUAUCUAUCUAUCUCUAUCUCUAAUCUCUACACAUCUAAUAAAAGGAUCGAUGAGAGCUAGAGCUAGAGCUCCGAAUAAUUGAGCCGUACGAACAAUGAUCGAUGUACGUCCCCUCUGCUUGCCCUUGCGCUGCACUGAACUCAACCAUUAUUCUCCUCGUUACCUUAUCUUACUUUAUUAAUCUGAUUGGGCCGUGCUCACUGGCUGGUCGACAUGUCCACGUUGCGAGCUUCACCGUCCGUCCCGUCCGGCCGUCCCCGUCCGUUGAGGUCGUCGCUGAUUUCCUUCCGUCCGACAUGUCCACGUUCAGCACGUCCACCGAUCGAGCUAUCUCAACUGAAGCUAUCGAGCUAGAUACACUAGCACGCUACUUAUAUAUCUCAGUAGAGUGUAAAUGACAGAGACGUUCAGUAUGCCUGCCGGCCGUGUGUGCUACUAUCUAUGUAGUAGUGAGUGCUGACAGGCUUAGGUCACCAGACACGAGCGCACCGUUCCAGCUUCACCAGUUCAGGAUUAGUUAACUCGGCAUCUGCACACAUACAUUUGUUUAACACUUCAAGGCAGCAGCACAGCUCACUUGUUUGCUGCUAGCUACUACUCGUGAUCAGUCACCUUCAAGGAGCUCGUGAUGUACCCGUAAAAAAAUGAUAGAGCUCGUGAUCUCACCGAGCUAGGUGUAUAAUGAUCCCCGGGAGUAGUAUGAUGGCUGCGUCCACGGUGUCGAAAGAACGGAAGGUCGUUGGCUCGCAGCAGUUGGAGUGUUGGGGUGCUGGACCCUGGGAUUUGGACCAUCCAACCGACCGGAUGCAGUCGGAAUCGAAUGGCAUGGACGGAGUGGACCCGUGUCGAUCGAUCUAAGAUUGCCUACGCGCGUAUGUAAUCAUGCCCUUGAUGUCGACGUUCACGCGAUUCACCAAGUUCUAUCUCAGCCACCGAGAGGUGGGGGAAACAUACAGAUCAACAUUGAGGCACCACUUCAGCUCUACUAUGCUAGAUUUGCGCAUUCUUAGCGACAACGUCUCGACGGUGAGGGUGGCGUUGCACAGAGUACAAGUCCACACGGCUGCAUCUUCCAUCCUUAGCUACCGUGAUGACGAUGAUAGUGCCGAGUGAUUUUUUGUCAUGGGCUCACCCGUUUCAAUGUUAUGUGACCACGAUCUUCUUCGUCGACAAAUGUGGCGGAAAAUUAGCGGUUUGCUGACUUCCCAUGCCAGGGUUGUCCCUGGCCAACAGUUUGGUUUUCUGCUUUUGAGUCACCGUGGAAAGUCGAAAACUCGAGAUGUGAAAUAGUAUGAAACCAGAGACGACGACCUCGAAGAACGUUGAUGUAACUUUUAGUUUUAUCGUGGUUUUUUACCAGAGAGGACGACCUCAAAGAACGUUGAUGUAACUUUUAGUUUUA
Molecule: messenger RNA, 4486 nt
Organism: Triticum aestivum (bread wheat)
Lineage: Eukaryota; Viridiplantae; Streptophyta; Magnoliopsida; Poales; Poaceae
Product: HBS1-like protein
Exons: 11
Coding region: 240-2378 (712 amino acids)
Molecular function (GO): GTP binding; GTPase activity
Source: RefSeq, a predicted model, not a curated record